This is a messenger RNA of Anguilla anguilla (European eel), 3844 nucleotides long. RefSeq names its product solute carrier family 43 member 1b (gene slc43a1b). Lineage: Eukaryota; Metazoa; Chordata; Actinopteri; Anguilliformes; Anguillidae. Gene Ontology annotation, biological process: neutral amino acid transport; transmembrane transport. The transcript is spliced from 15 exons. Bases 321 to 2006 code for a protein of 561 amino acids. The record is from RefSeq and is a predicted model, not a curated record. Gene Ontology annotation, molecular function: L-amino acid transmembrane transporter activity; neutral L-amino acid transmembrane transporter activity.
GUCAGAGGGAGAGAAAGUGUGUUGUGCGAAAUUAUGACCCAUUUAUAGAAAGAGGGAGGGGGCGACUGAGUGUAAAGGAAAAAGCCUGGUUGCGUGAGCCCCUUUCCUGCUAUCGGCUCCUGAAUAAAACGUGCAAAGUUUUGGGUGGCAGCGUUUUUGAUUUUGGAGUUCAUUUUUUUACUUCUGACGUGUCCAAAGGGGGAGAGGAGCGAAGGAGAAUCAAGACGGUUUUAUGGUUGGGGAAGAACCGAAGUUUUGAAAUAUCAGCGACCACGACGUUCUGUUUUGAUUUAUUUUUGAGAAGAUAAUAUUUGAAAGUCAUGGCGCCAUCUCUGGCCCAGGCCUAUAGGAGGCGCUGGUGGAUGGCGGGUUCGGCGGUGGUGGAGAACCUGCUGUUCUCAGCCGUGCUGCUGGGCUGGGGCUCCCUGCUCAUCAUGCUGAAGCACGAGGGGUUCUACUCUCACCUGUGCACAGCAGAGAAUGGGACAGUGGGCAGUAACCACACUGUGUGGGAGAGUGGUGAUUGGCUGAGCUGCGUGGAGCAGGAGGAGAUGCUGAAUCUGGGCUUCACCAUUGGCUCCUUCCUGCUCAGCGCCGCCACCCUCCCCCUCGGCAUCCUGAUGGACAAGUACGGGCCCCGCCCACUGCGGCUGGUGGGCAGCGCAUGUUUUGCUUUCUCCUGUGCCACGAUUGCAGCAGCAGCCUAUGAUCCCAGAGUCCUUUCCGUGCUCAUCUUCAUCGCUGUUGCCUUCAAUGGAUUUGGCGGAAUCUGCCUCACCUUUACCUCUCUCACGUUACCCAACAUGUUUGGAAACAUUCGCUCCACCAUCAUGUCCAUCAUGAUCGGCUCUUAUGCCUCGUCAGCAGUGACCUUCCCUGGAGUGAAGCUCAUUUACGACGUGGGCGUGUCCUUCCGGGUCAUCAUGUGGGUGUGGGCGGGGCUGGCGUGCCUCGUCUUCCUCAACUGCUUCCUCAACUGGCCGGUGGAGGCCUUCCCCGCUCCCGAGGAAAUCACCUACACGAAGAAGAUGAAGCUGAGCGGGCUGGUUUUGGACCACAAUGUGACCGGAGACCGCUUCUACAGUCACAUGACUGUGGUGGGACAGCGCCUCAGUCAGACACCCCGUCACAUGGACACAUCCUCCGAGCUGAUUGGCCCCAACACAGCCACUAACUCACAGAGUAGCGUCCCAUUCCGCAGGUCUGUGUGCUCCCCCAUCUUCCUAUGGAGUCUCAUCACCAUGGCGAUGACGCAGAUCCGCCUCAUAUUCUUCAUGGGUGCCAUGAACAAGAUGCUGGAGUUCCUGGUAACCCAUGGUGACCCCAACCCUUCUGAAGAGUUGGUACUGGCUGCAGAAGAGCAAGUGGGGUUCUACUCCUCGAUCUUCGGCACGCUGCAGCUGCUGUGCCUGGUCACCUGCCCCUUCAUCGGAUACAUCAUGGACUGGAAAAUGAAGGAGUGUGAGGAGGAUAAGAGCCAAGGGAUGGAGGGAGAGAAGAGCUGCCCACUUCCCCCUAAGAGAGACAAAAAGGUCCAGAAGCUCACCAAUGCCAUACGAGCCUUCAUCUUCACCAACCUUCUCCUGGUCAUCUUCGGAAUCAUCUCCCUCAUAGACAACCUUCCUAUACAGGUUAUCUCCUUCAUCCUGCACACCAUGGUGAGGGGGUUCAUUCACUCCUGUUGUGGGGGUCUCUACGCUGCUGUGUACCCUUCCAACCAUUUUGGGACGCUGACCGGGCUGCAGUCCAUGAUCAGCGCCCUCUUCGCCCUUGUCCAGCAGCCCCUCUUCAUACUGAUGUUGGGACCCCUGAAGGGAGACCCCUAUUGGGUAAACCUGGGGCUGCUCAUUUUAUCAUUGGCUGGGUUCUUGUUGCCUGGAUACCUGUUCUAUCAUCGACGGAACCUCCGCCGGCAGAAGAGGGAACGUGAAGCAGAAGCUCUCAGCCAAUCAGAGCACAAUGACCCAAUACACCAUAGCAAUGGCCACCUUGCACAUGAAGCUUAGGACUAGAGGAAAAAAUAUGAAUCUGUAAAUAAUAAUAUGGAUUUUUCUCUUCAAUUAUAAUGGAACUUGAUCAGAAAUGUAUUUUGAUUACUUUAUUUAAAACCAAAAUCCAAAAUAAUUCACUUGUGUUUUAAGUUCAUAUAAUUGUUUCUUUAAACUCAUGUGUAUGCAAAAACAUACACCCACCACACACGCAAGUGCACCUCGGAGGAAGUUUUUGUUACUGUCAAUGUUUGAGUGAAUAAUUCUCAGAAUUCUCAGUCUUUUCCCGUUACAGCCAGUUGAAACCGAUUCAAACUGACUGUGGUGAAACCAAAUGUGACCGGUUCAAACUGACUGUGGUGAAACCAAAUGUGACCGGUUCAAACUGACUGUGGUGAAACCGAAUGUAACCGGUUCAAACUGACUGUGGUGAAACCGAAUGUGACCAGUUUUUAAACAGUGGUACUGCAAACUUCAGUCAUGCUCUUGCACUUCAAGUAAACUCACACGGUGAAAUAGAUUGUAUCUAAAAAAAAUAAUUGACAGUCAAAUGAAAUGCACGAACUGAAGUCAUCCUGCCACUGAGCAAAACAGAGAAAGGCGUGCCUCCUGUCCCAGAUGGAGCACUACAUGCUGUUUCACCAGCAUGGCCCGAAUGCCUUCUCACUUUUAAGCAGGUUCCCCUCACAAGCCUUUAGGAGAGCACCAGUUAAAGCAGAUCCGGUAGGAUCCAGCUAACCAACGGGCUGAUUUAAGCAUUAAACUACCUACCUAAAUGCCGCUCACCGUACUAGAACUAGAACAUAUGGGAAACCUGUCCAUUUGUCUCUCUGUCUGUUUGUCCAUGUUUUUAUUUGUCGUGCAUUGUGAUGUGGAGCGUUAGUCACAGCUUGGAUUGCAGCUGAAGCUGUCGUGUCCCCUUUAAACUGGUGCUGUCCAUGAAGGUGCUUUUUAAACUGCAUCACAGGUUUGGCCAUUGAACUAAAGAUCACGGUCAGCAACUUAUUCAUCAGUCGCUGAAUAAUAUCUCUUGCGUUAUGUCACCAAUGUAACAAACUACAUUUUUGUGUUGAAAUUAUCUUAAUAUUUUAAAGCAAUGGUAGAAUAGAAAACAUUGCAUAUUAAGCAUUUGGGGGAUGCCAGGGGCUGUGUUUGUUCUGUAGUUUGUCCAUUACUUCAUUACUCAGUGCCUUAAAAUCAAAGGCUGAGUCACUGAGACAAUACCAAUUAAAAUGGUUUGGGUGUUUGUGGUUCAUAUUGUGGACAUGUUCAUUAAUGUUAAGGGUAUGUUUAUCUUUUACAAACUACAGUUCCCAUGAUUAUCUUGGGUCCUACAAUGAUGCACUAGUGGCUCGUAAGAGCUGCACUCUUUUAGGAUGAUUGUGUAUCUGUGUGAUUUUUUUGCACUGCAGGAAGUUAUUGAAUUUAAGAACUACAAUACCCAGCGUUGUAAAACCGAAAGCAUAAAAAGUAUCAUUCUGAGAGCUGAAAAACCCUGCUGGGUAUGUAGUUUUUAAAAGUUUCAACCUGUGCUGCAUAAAUGAGUCCCAUGAAAAAUGUAUGUACUGUAAGCAUUAAGGAUUUGUGAAUUUAUGGUAGCAUUAGUCACUGUUCAUAGUGAGCUGCAGUUCCCUCAGUGGUCUUGUGAUUGGGGAGGGCGCUGUCACUCUGUUACAACAGAAAAACGUGGACUGUAAAAUUUCAGAGAUCAAUUCCAGCCAUGAGCUGCUAGCUGUACAUAGCCUUUGAUUGAAGUACUGUAAUGUGUGGUUGUGUUGUUUUGCACUGCUUGGCCUUGUGAAGAUGUGUGUCCAUCUUUUCAAUAGGGGAGAAGGAAUAAAUUAACAUCUUUGUGC